AUGGCAGAAAAUAACAAAAACAGGUCUAAUUUCGUUGCCCCUCUGACCAAAAUUUACAGAGAAAAAAUCAAAAAGAGCAAAGAUGUCAAACCAACCGUAAUUCAAGAAGAAGAAAAAUAGAUAUCAUAAUCAUAGUAGAACCAAUAACCAUCUUAAGUCACAAAUAGUCAACAAUAGAAAUAAUCAUUUAGCAGUAACAUAAGUGAUGCAACUAUAACCUCAAGCAUUAAGCAGGGUUUCAUUAAGAAAUAUGUGAAUGUAAUGAGUGGCUUCAAAAAGCGCUACUUUGUGCUGACUAACGAGCUGUUAAUCUAUUACAAAGAGAAAAAAGGGCAGGUUUCAGAAAAAGGAUAGAUAUCUCUAAAAUUAGCGAAGAUAGAUCCUCGAACUAUGAACGACAAAAAGAUGAAUAUCGGCACUGGUAUGAGUGAAAUUUUCCUUGAAUUCAAUACCAUCCAGGAGAAGAAGGAGUGGCUUGUUGCCAUAGAUGAAUGCAAGAAGAGGUUGAGCUUCAAUCAAUCACUACUUGGAGAUAUUAAUAACAACAAUGAGUAAUCUGAACUAGAGGAAACCAAGAAACAAAUUGAUGACUCGAUUAAAAGAAGGAUGAGCGCCUCAAGUGCUCCAUAAUCGUAACAAAAAAUUAAUGCCAAAGUAUCAUAGGGACUGGAUUUAGAAGUGAAGCAAGCUCUUAAUGCAGCACUCUAGGCAAAUAUAAUAAAAGAAGAUAGCGCGUUAUCAGUGCAUCUAGGGGACACAUGGGCUGCUCAUAUGGCUUUAGAAGAUGCAAUGAAUAAAUUUAAAUAAGAAUUAUAGUUACAGGGAGAUAAAUUACCUCAAAACCUGGUGAAUCUUGGAAUGAAAAUUGAAAAUGCAUCUAAUGAUCUCAAAUAAACAGUAACUAACUCUAUUUAGGUAAUUGAGAAGACAAAGCUUGAAAUCAUUAAGAUUUUGGAGGUAUAAGAUGAAAUGCUGAAAAAGUAGAGCACAGUAGUUGAUGAAAAGGGAUACCUUGGAGAGGAUUCAAGAUUCAUGAGCUUCUCACAAGAAUUCAAUGAUUUAAUAGAGCAUAAAAGAAACAUAAAAUCAGACAUAUUUGGCGCAGAAGAUAAUGAUCAAAAUAACGAGGCUAUCGAAUAGAUUCGCCACAGCAGGCUAAACAGACCAUCUUUACAGAAACUAACCAAAAUAGAUGAAAACGAAGAAGAUGAUUUCUUUGAUGCAGUUGGAGACCAAGAAACUCUCGAACAUGCUCAAUAAGAAAUUCAAAAAUGUGAGGAAGUGAAAUCUAGUUCUUCCAAGACUGAUGAAGAAUAAGAAUAUAGAACUAUAUUACCAGCCCUUAAACCACCUGAUCAAAAAGUGAGUGUCUGGAAGGUUAUAAAGGAUGCCAUCGGAAAGGAUAUCACCAGAUUCUGCGUUCCAGUUUAUUUUAACGAGCCGAUUUCUAUGCUGCAAAAGGUCAGUGAGAUAAUGGAGUAUGAAAGUUUACUAGUUAAAGCAUCAGAGGAACAAAAUCAGUUCAAAAGGUUAAUGUAUGUUGCAGCAUUUGGCGUGGUCUAAUAUAAAUGCUCUGAUAAGAGAUUGUGCAAACCUUUCAACCCAAUUUUGGGAGAAACUUUUGAACUAAAACGACCAAAUUAUUUGUUCUUCUCUGAGUAAGUUAGCCAUCAUCCACCUGUGAGUGCUUGCUUUGCUUACAGUGAUAGCUAUGAAUUUUGGAUGAACACUAGUAUGAAGACUAAUUUUUGGGGAAAAAGUCUGGAAAUUAAGCCAUUUGGCUACCAAAAUGUCAGACUCAAGACUACUUAGGAAAGAUUUACUAUUGAAAGACCAACAUCAAGCGUUAAUAACUUAAUCUUCGGAGAGAUGUAUGUUGAACACUCAGGCACAAUGACAGUGAGAAAUCUAUAAACACAAGACUACUGUGAAAUUGAAUUCAAGAAAAGAGGUUGGGGUGGCAAGAAUGCUUAUGAGGUAGAGGGCCACUGCUUUAAUAAAUACAAAGACAAGAUGUGGAAGAUAUCUGGGAAAUGGAUUGAGUCUUUAAUAGUUAAGGAUCUCUAUGCUCCAGAAGAAUUUGCCAUCUGGCAAGCUAAUCCUUUGCCUAAGAACUCUGACUCUAUGUACAAUUUUACUUACUUCACACUUCAACUAAACUACCUUCCACCUGGCUUGAAGGAAAGAUUGCCACCAUCUGACUCUAGAUUGAGACCAGAUCAAAGAGCUCUAGAGAAUGGUGACCUUAUCAAAGCUGCUAGUGAGAAGGCAAGACUAGAAGACAAGUAAAGGAAAAUGAGAAAAGAGAGAGAGUAACAAGGAGUUGAAUAUUAGUCAUAUUAUUUCGAAGAGUUCAUAGACCCUGAAACUCAAGAAAAAGGAUAUAAAUACAUCAGAGACUAUUGGUAAGACAGAGAAAAUAAGGAAUGGACUCAUAUCCAAGAGCUUUUCUGA
Molecule: messenger RNA, 2454 nt
Organism: Stylonychia lemnae
Lineage: Eukaryota; Ciliophora; Spirotrichea; Sporadotrichida; Oxytrichidae
Source: the annotation of a GenBank genome assembly